AACUAAUGAUGUACUGUAUGGUGACUAACAUAACAUAAUAAAAUAAAAUAAAAUUUUAAAAAAUUAAAUAAAUAAAUCUUUAAAAAAAAAAAGACAAAAAGAGAAUCUUGAAAGCAGUAUGAAAGAAGCAAACCAUCACAUACAAGGAAUUCCCAAUAAGGUUCUAUGCAGAUUUUUCAUUAGAAAUAGUGGAGACCAGAAGGCAGUGUGCUGAUACAAAGUGCUCAAAUGAACAAACACCCAUGUCAGCCAAGAAUCCCAUAUCCAGCAAACUGUCCUUCAAAAAUAUGGGUAAAAUCAAGAUAUUCCCAGACAAACAAAAGCUUAGAGAGUAUGUGUCCCACUAGACCUUUCCUGCAAGAACUGUUCAAGGGAGUCCUGCAGGUAAAAGAAGAGGGUACAAUAACUCGAAACUACAUGGGGAAAUAAAGAUCUCAAGAACGGUGAGAAUACAGGCAAUUAUAAAGGCAAAUAUUAUUGUAGCAAUGGUUUGUAACUGCACUUUUUGUUCUCUACAUGACUUAAAAGAAUAAUAUAUAAAACCUAGUAUUGUUGUAAUUUUGGUUUGUAACUCCAAAUCUUGUUUUCUACAUGAAGAGGCUGGGUGCAUUUAAAAGAACUAUUCGUUUACAUUUUUAGUCACAGACCGUAUAAAGAUGUAAUUGUGUGAAAUCAGCAAACAAAAGGGGUGGGGACAGAGCUAUAAAGGAGCACAACCUUUGUAUGUUAUUGAACUUAAGUUGGUAUAAAAUCAAAUUAGAGUGUUAUAUCUUUAGAAUGUUAAAUGUAAUUCCCAUGGUAACCGCAAAGAAAACAGCUAUAGAAUAUGCACAAAAGGAAAAGAGAAAUUUAAACAUUUCCCUACAAACACCAACUAAACACAAUAGAAGACAGUAAUGUAGGAAAUGAGGGACAAAAAAUAUAUAUAUAUAAGGCACACAAAAAAUUGAACAAUGACAGAAGUUAAGUCCCUUCUUUUCAGUAAUUACUUCAAGUAUCAACGGAUUAAACUCAACCAUCAAAAGACAGAUUGGCACAAUGGAUAAAAAUACAUGAUCCAACUAUAUACUGUCUACAUGCUGAGACCCACUUUAGAUCCAAAGACACAAAGAAGUUGCAAGUGAAAGUACAGGAAGAGCUAUUCCAUGAGAAUAGUAAGCAAAAGUGAGCAGGUGUGGCUACACUAAUAUCAGCAAAUUAAAUGUGAAACCAAAAAAGGUUAUGAGAGACAUUAUAUAUUAAUUAAAUGUUCAAUAAGGCAGGAAGAUAGGAUUAUAAACAACUGUGCAUCUAAUGAAAACCUGUAAAAAUAUACGAAGCAAAAACUGAUAGAACUUAAGGGAGAAAUAGCUCAAGAGUAAUAGAGACCUUAAUAUUCCACUCACAAUUAUGGCUAGAACAACCAGACAGAAGUAAGCAAAGAGAAAACUUGGCAAAAUAAGCCAACUAGAUCUAACAGACAUGCAGAACAUUCCACCCAAAAACAGCAUACACAUUCUUCUCAAGUGCACACGGGACAUUUCCCAGGACAGACCUUAUGUUACAAAUGAAGCUCCAACAGAUCAUCAUACAAAGUAUCUACUCCAACCACCAUGAGAUAAAGAGAGAAAUCAAUAACAGAAAAUUCACAGAACUGUGGAAAUUCAACAACUUUUAAACAACCAAUGGAUUACAAAGAAAUCACAAAGGAAAUUAAAAGAAACUUAGAGACAAAUGAUAAAAAACUUGGGAGGGCGCCAGCUUUGGCCUUAGCCAGCGAGCGGCGGAGGAUGGAAAGCAGCGACGAGGCGGCGGUCGAGAAGUGCCGCGUCCACUUGCGCCCCGGCACGCUGCACCUUCUGCCCUGCGAGGUUCUGGUUAACGGGCCCGCCCCGGUGGAGCGCUUCUUCACCCCAGCCAUCCGGCAGGGUACCGAUGGACUCGAAGUGUCGUUUCGGGGCCGCAGACUACGGGGCGAGGAGGUGGUGGUGCCGCCCGGCCUCGAGGGAUACGUGAUGGUGAUGGAAGAGAAGGGAGAGGUGCUGGGGAAGGACUUCUCGGAGGGUUCGUCGAACCUGCGAGAGGAGCAGGAGCUGGCGGCACCCCCAGAGGCGCUGGAGCGGGACUUUGACCGAUUUAUCGGAACCACCGCCAGUUUCAGCCGCUUCACGCUGUGGGGCCUGGAGACCAUCCCCGGUCCGGAUGCCAAAGUGCGCGGGGCCCUCACCUGGCCCGGUCUGGCUGCAGCGAUUCACGCACAGGUGCCUGAGGACUGAGAACUGGAACUUGACAUUGAAAGCCACCGGUCCCUCCACCCCAAUAAACCAGCUCUUCCUUCUGGAACCACUGACUGAUUCCAUCACCCCCCAAUAAACACGCUCUUCACAGCAAAAAAAAAAAAAAAAAAAAAAAAA
Molecule: messenger RNA, 2393 nt
Organism: Zalophus californianus (California sea lion)
Lineage: Eukaryota; Metazoa; Chordata; Mammalia; Carnivora; Otariidae
Product: ribonuclease H2 subunit C-like
Exons: 1
Coding region: 1665-2255 (196 amino acids)
Biological process (GO): RNA catabolic process
Cellular component (GO): ribonuclease H2 complex
Source: RefSeq, a predicted model, not a curated record